Molecule: messenger RNA, 1060 nt
Organism: Prunus mume (Japanese apricot)
Lineage: Eukaryota; Viridiplantae; Streptophyta; Magnoliopsida; Rosales; Rosaceae
Source: RefSeq, a predicted model, not a curated record
AUGAUUUGGGGACCUAGUCCCAAUGGCUUGUUCUCAGUGAAAAGUGCUUAUAAAACUCAAAUGCAAGAGGUUAAUCCUCACCCGAAUACUCAAUUGCUUAAUGUUUUAUGGAAUCAGACUCUUCCUCCUAAGAUCAAAUUGUUUGGUUGGCUUCUUCUGCAUGGCAAAUUGCCAGUCAGACAAAGACUUAGCAGGUUCAUUCCCAGUAUUACUCUUCAAUUUGCACUCUGUCGGAAUCAACCUGAAUCUAUUAAUCACUUGUUCAUGCAUUGCAAUUUUGCUCAGCCAGUUUGGAAUUGUAUCCAUGGUUCUAUAGCUCCUAUUCCUACUGUUGGGGAUCACAUUGCUUGGUUAUCUUCUUUAAACACUACUGAUAACCAACAUGGUCCUAAUGAUUUUUGCAAAGGUCUCUUUAUCCGCAGGAAGAUCUGGGAUGCUCGUAACAGCCUCAUUUUUAAGGAUAUGGCACCUCAUCGUGCGCGAGUUCUCUAUUGCCAAUCUCAUUCACCUAGACUACUGGAAGGCGAAUCAGAAGCUCAAGAAACCCAAACAGGUUGUUCCCCCUAUCAAAUCGAAGCCUCAUCCCUCUGGUUGGAUCAAGCUCAACUUCGAUGGAUCAAUCAAAAAUGGAGUUGCUACCACAAGCUUUUUUUUAUUCAAAAUGACAACCGCCCACACCCUUCUAAAAAUAUUGGAGUCAAUUCCAUUACUAUGGCUGAAUGCCUUGCUCUGAGAGAUGGUCUAGCUCAUGCAGUUCACCAUGGAUGGUGUAAUAUCAUACUUGAAUGUGACUCUAAAGUGAUCAUUGAUGCUGCGAACAAGAAAUGCUCUGCCCCCUGGAGUAUUAUGCAACUUCUCCAAGAUGUCUCACACUUGGCCUCCGUUUGUAAUUUGAUUAAAUUCCAGCAUGCUUUCAGAGAGGCUAACUCGGUUGCUGAUGCUUUAGCUUCCUUGGGUCACUCUCUAACCCCUUCCAAGCUUUGGGUCGAUAGUUUCCCUCUUUCUGUUGUUAAUUCCUUUUAUCUUGACCUUUUCGGGUCUGGGUACCUCGUGGGUCUAG